GCCGCUGGUUGGUGCAGGCUGGCUUGCGACUUUCUCCAGGCACCUUUUCUCACGUCACUUGUCACCUACCUGGAGCCACCACACCCGACACCCCGUGACCUCUCUGCACCCACUGCUUCCGCCCCUCCUCCAGCACCAGCUCCCAGCCCCUGCUGCCUGCCUGCCCCUGCUGCCUGCGUCAUCUCAUUCAGGGACAGCCUGGCCUGCCUCCUCCUGGCUUGCUUCGGGCUGUCACCCACUCCCCCUGCCGGCUGUCUGCUUCCAUGUCCUCCCCCAGAAUCUGUGAUGGGGUGGGGCUGAGGCAGGUGCUUGGAAAUAAGCUGAGAUACCGGGCUCUAGUUAGGUAUGGGUCAGGAACAUAUCCUCUCCACUUCCAAAUAUGGCUCAUUUUAAAUAUGCACAGAGAGAGGCAAGAUGUGGGGAUAAGGGAUGCUUUAUUUUAGAGGGAUGUAGCCUGCAUCCCUAGCUGAAGUUGGUGCUGACAGUAGUUCUCUGGGCCCUCAUGCUGAGCUGGGAAAACUGCCACUUUCCUCUCUUCCCUCAACCCCAGGCCUUAGGCUGGGGAGAGGCAGUGAGGAGGCAUGUGGUUGCUAUGACUACUGAGCAUCUCAACAAAGCCUGGUACCCAAAAAAGGCAAGAGGGGCUCGGGAUCAGACAAGGAGUGUGGCUAAGGAGAUAGUAAACAGAGCAUGAGAGGGCAGAGGACACUUGGUAGGAGGGGCCCCUUGGGGCAAGCCCCACUGGGUCCACGCGAGAAGGUAGUAGCAGGCAGAUCCAUGAGAGAAGGUAGUAGCAGGCAGAUCCGUCAGAGAAGGUAGUAGCAGGCAGAUCCGUUGCUGACUGAACUGAGUACUUUCGUUUUGAUUCUUCUGUCCCUGGAUUUUUCACGUGUGAGCCCAGGCCUAGCUCCAGAGACCGAAGAGGGUGGGGUUUGAUCUAAGUGUGUCUAAAAUACACAAACAGAUCUGAAAUUCUUUCCUUAAUCAUUCCUUCGGCCCUCCUGUUCUAGACUGGCCAGUGCCAGGUCUAGGAACGAUGAUGCCAUGCUUUUGUUGUUAAGGCAGGAAGAACCUUCAGUUUCCCCCUUGCCAGCCAAGGGGUUAGACCCCGCAGGCUUCCAUUCUUCCUCCUCCUAGCUCCCCAAGUCCUACCCCCAGUAGGUGGCGGGAGUGGGGGGCAGACCUUGCCACAUCUCUGAGCUAAAUAUACCCUAGCAGUUUGCACAUGUAGCAAUUCUGCUUGUAACCUGAGAUCCUGGGGGAGCGGGCUGUGUGGGCCACCCCUAGGCCGGCAGGGCCGGGCACUGAGGGCGCCGGGAUGGAAGCGCCCAGCCGGACCCUGGUAGUGGGCUCAGCAGAGUCCUACACGAGCCGACCAUCAGACUCUGAUGUGUCCCUGGAGGAGGACCGGGAAGCCUUAAGGAAGGAGGCAGAGCGCCAGGCCUUAGCCCAGCUUGAGAAAGCCAAGACCAAACCAGUGGCUUUUGCUGUUCGGACAAAUGUUGGCUACAAUCCGUCUCCAGGGGAUGAGGUGCCUGUACAGGGAGUGGCCAUCACCUUUGAACCCAAGGACUUCCUGCACAUCAAGGAGAAAUACAAUAAUGACUGGUGGAUUGGGCGGCUGGUGAAGGAAGGCUGCGAGGUUGGCUUCAUCCCCAGCCCUGUCAAACUGGACAGCCUUCGCCUGCUGCAGGAACAGACCCUGCGACAGAACCGCCUCAGCUCCAGCAAGUCAGGUGACAACUCCAGUUCCAGUCUGGGAGAUGUGGUGACUGGCACCCGCCGCCCCACACCCCCUGCCAGUGGUAACGAAAUGACUAACUUUGCCUUUGAGCUAGAUCCCCUAGAGUUAGAGGAGGAGGAGGCAGAGCUAGGGGAGCACGGCAGCUCAGCCAAGACUAGCGUGAGCAGUGUCACCACGCCGCCACCCCACGGCAAGCGCAUCCCCUUCUUUAAGAAGACAGAGCACGUGCCCCCCUAUGACGUGGUGCCUUCCAUGAGGCCCAUCAUCCUGGUGGGACCGUCUCUCAAGGGCUAUGAGGUAACAGACAUGAUGCAGAAAGCAUUGUUUGACUUCCUCAAGCAUCGGUUUGAUGGCAGGAUUUCCAUCACUCGAGUAACGGCUGAUAUUUCCCUGGCUAAGCGCUCAGUCCUCAACAACCCCAGCAAACAUAUCAUCAUCGAGCGUUCCAACACGCGCUCCAGCCUGGCUGAGGUGCAGAGUGAAAUUGAGCGGAUCUUCGAGCUGGCCCGGACCUUGCAGCUGGUCGCCCUGGACGCUGACACCAUCAACCACCCAGCCCAGCUCUCUAAAACGUCGCUGGCCCCCAUCAUUGUUUACAUCAAGAUCACAUCUCCCAAGGUACUGCAGAGGCUCAUCAAAUCCCGAGGGAAGUCUCAAUCCAAACACCUCAAUGUCCAAAUAGCAGCCUCGGAGAAGCUGGCACAGUGUCCCCCCGAAAUGUUUGACAUAAUCCUGGACGAGAACCAAUUGGAAGAUGCCUGCGAGCACCUGGCGGAGUACUUGGAAGCCUACUGGAAGGCCACACACCCGCCUAGCAGCACGCCACCCAAUCCGCUGCUGAAUCGCACCAUGGCUACCGCAGCUUUGGCUGCCAGCCCUGCCCCAGUCUCCAACCUCCAGGGACCCUACCUUGCUUCCGGGGACCAGCCGCUGGACCGGGCCACUGGGGAGCAUGCCAGUGUGCACGAGUACCCCGGGGAGCUGGGCCAGCCCCCAGGCCUUUACCCCAGCAACCACCCACCUGGCCGGGCAGGCACCCUGCGGGCGCUCUCCCGCCAAGACACCUUUGAUGCUGACACCCCCGGCAGCCGAAACUCUGCCUACACGGAGCCGGGAGACUCGUGUGUGGACAUGGAGACAGACCCCUCAGAGGGCCCAGGGCCUGGAGACCCUGCCGGGGGAGGCACACCACCAGCCCGGCAGGGCUCCUGGGAAGAUGAGGAAGACUAUGAGGAGGAGAUGACCGACAACAGGAACCGGGGCCGGAAUAAGGCCCGCUACUGUGCGGAGGGUGGUGGGCCGGUUCUGGGGCGCAAUAAGAAUGAGCUGGAGGGCUGGGGACAAGGCGUCUACAUCCGCUGAGAAGCAGGAGCAGUUAAGGGAGAGGAGAGGCUCUGAGCUCGAGGAGGGGAGGGCAGAGGGGCACACCACCCAAGAUGUGUCUUGCCUCCAGGGGACGCUGUGUCCCUCAUUUUUCAGAUGCCUUUGCUCAAAGCUUGGGGUUUCUUUGAUGGUUAUCAUCCCAACUCCUUGGGAGGUCCUUAAUCCCCGGCUGUAGGUUUUCUCCUAAACUGCUGUAGGUGGAUGGGGGAAAUACCUACUUUCUGAAGUGCCCCCUUUCCCCAUCUUUGGGGGCUCUCUCCCAGAGAAAAGGUGCACUUCCUCAACUCUUUCUACUCGGGGCUGUAAGCGAAGGUCCUAAUGGGGGUGGGGGUGGGGCUUCUCAUACCAACAAAGGGGGUACUUGGGAAAGGUGGGGUGCUUUUCCUGAGACAGCCCUCUGAAUCUACCCCAGACCCCAGGAUUUCCCCACCAUGUCCAUCCCAUAACCUAGUUUCCUAGCAGCAUUCUCUGGUGGGUGAAAAGCCACAGCUUGGAAACCCUUGUGGAGCUUGCCUUGGGGAGCAGAGCUGGGUGCAAGUUGACGGGCAUCAGUGUGCACUCUCUGUCCUCCAUGGUCAUGGCAAGAAAGCAGGGCCUAGAAACUCAACUCAAGGAGUGAGCGACUCAAGAUGCUGCCCCCCCCUCCAACCCUCGCCUCCCCCAGGAAUGAGCUUUGUCUACAGCAUACCCUGCCUGCUGCCAUCAGAAGAGAGGGGCCCUCUGCAUCUGAGCCCCAUAUCUCCGUGCCACCUGGGUGUGGAGACCAUGAAUACUUUGGUCCACCUCAUUCUAAACCAAAAACAAAAAACAAAAAACAAAAAAACCCUGCUCCUUCACCUUCACCCUGAGGCCCCAGGGAACAGGCUCUAUGUGUUGGUGCGCACGAGGUGACCACCAUCCAGGGGCUUCCUGAGGACCUUGGGUCUCCCCUAGGGGUCUUGGUUGCUGCUGCUUCUCUGUAUUUGCCUCUUGUGAUCCUGUCCUUCCCCAGUGUCCACUUUCCUCAAGAGAGGCCUUGGUAGCCCCCCUCCCCUGGGGUUCCCUUAGCCUCCGCAUCCCUCUAGUCCGGCAGCCCUGCCCCCUCCCCCAGCAUCACAGCUGGUCCAGAGAGAGCCGAUUGUGCCAACGAGGACUGGGCCCUGCCCAGCUGCCCACCUCAGGGAUGGGCAACCUCACGCCUGUCUCGCCACCUCCUGUGCCAAUGUUGCCCCACCCCCACCCCCAGGGGUGGGGAGCAGCUUCCACUAACAGGUUAGAAGAUAGCACUGCCCAACCUUCCGCUCCCUCCGUCUACUGUCCUGUGCCCAUCUGUCUGUUUGUCUGUACUCCUCUAGGAGAGAUAUUUUGCCACAUAUAAAAACCGCAGUUCUGUCCUUUGCGGCCACCUCCUGA
Mastomys coucha (southern multimammate mouse) is the source of this 4519-nucleotide messenger RNA. RefSeq names its product calcium voltage-gated channel auxiliary subunit beta 1 (gene Cacnb1). Lineage: Eukaryota; Metazoa; Chordata; Mammalia; Rodentia; Muridae. Bases 1319 to 3106 code for a protein of 595 amino acids. The record is from RefSeq and is a predicted model, not a curated record. Gene Ontology annotation, cellular component: voltage-gated calcium channel complex. Gene Ontology annotation, biological process: regulation of voltage-gated calcium channel activity; chemical synaptic transmission; neuromuscular junction development. Gene Ontology annotation, molecular function: protein binding; high voltage-gated calcium channel activity. The transcript is spliced from 13 exons.